AUGGCCCAAGCUCACUCGACACAGCCUCAGGGGAUCCCGCGCAAGGCGUCGGAGGCCACCUCUGGCGCCACGCUCGGCCAAACACUGCACCUUGCACUUUCGAGCCCGGUUCGGGGCGCACCGCCCACGGCCCCUGCGACUGGCUGCCGGCCCUGCCCGUCUUCGGCUUCUCAGCCAAUCAUUGUCGUCCUCCAGGUUACGCCCUCCGUUCCUCUCGCGCCUGUCGCCCCAGCCACCUCGGAGCCCCGCUCUUGUUCCCAGCAAUUGGUCGUUAGGUUGCCUGUCUUCUUCCAGUGCUCUAAUCAUCGCCUGCCUCCAGGGCCGCACCUCCCAGCACCUCGCACCCGGCGGGACCACCCCAGGGACCCAGAGCCUCUGCCAACAGCCCUGCUCUACCCCUUAGCGAUUGGCUUCAGGUGCUGCCUGUCUGCUUUAUGCUCACCAAUCCUUGCCGUCUCCAGCGCUGAUUGGCCAUCGCGCAACCAAUCGGAGCGCAUCAUGGACCCCUCCCGCUGCUCACUCUGGAAGUGCGCGAGGCGGGGCCGCGGCGGCUAGAGGCGGUGGCGGCGGCGGCGGCGGCGGCGGCGGUGACGGAGACGCGUCCCAGCGGGACCAAAUCUGCACCGUCCCCCGCAGCCUGGAAUGGGUAAUGGUGUGAAGGAAGGUGCAGUGCGAUUGCAUGAGGAUGCCGAGGCCGUCCUGCCCUCAGCCGUCUCUUCAAAGAGCGAUCACAGGCAAGUUCUCAACUCCCUCCUGUCCGGGGCUGUGGCCGGCGCUCUUGCCAAAACAGCAGUAGCUCCCCUGGACCGAACCAAAAUUAUCUUCCAAGUGUCUUCAAAAAGAUUUUCCGCCAAGGAGGCCUUCCGGCUGCUCUACUUCACCUACCUCCACGAGGGCUUCCUCAGCCUGUGGCGUGGGAACUCGGCCACCAUGGUGCGUGUGGUGCCCUACGCCGCCAUCCAGUUCAGCGCUCACGAGGAGUACAAGCGCGUCCUGGGCCGCUACUAUGGCUUCCGUGGAGAAGCCCUGCCCCCUUGGCCCCGCCUCCUCGCAGGGGCACUCGCUGGAACCACAGCUGCGUCGCUUACCUACCCCCUGGACCUGGUCCGAGCGCGCAUGGCCGUGACCCCAAAGGAAAUGUACAGCAACAUUUUUCACGUUUUCAUCCGCAUCUCCCGGGAGGAGGGGCUGAAGACCCUCUACCACGGCUUCACGCCCACCGUGCUGGGGGUCAUCCCCUAUGCCGGGCUGAGCUUCUUCACCUACGAGACACUCAAGAGCCUGCAUAGAGAGUACAGUGGCCACCGGCAGCCCUACCCCUUUGAGCGAAUGAUUUUCGGGGCCUGCGCCGGCCUCAUCGGGCAAUCUGCCUCGUACCCGCUGGACGUGGUGCGGCGGCGCAUGCAGACGGCCGGCGUCACAGGCCACCCGCGCGCCUCCAUCGCCUGUACGCUGCGCACCAUCGUGCGGGAAGAGGGCGCGGUGCGCGGCCUCUACAAGGGCCUGAGCAUGAACUGGCUCAAGGGCCCCAUCGCCGUGGGCAUCAGCUUCACCACCUUCGACCUCAUGCAGAUUCUGCUGCGGCGCCUGCAGAGCUAGGGCCCCCGGGCUCGCUCCUGUCAGGACUGGGAGCCGAGCCUGAGCACGCAGAGGACCCCCAACCCCUAAAGUUUUGGAGCUCCAGGAUCGAAGUGGCCUGGUUCUGUCCCGGAGCCACGUGGGAGAGCCUUGUGGAACAAGCAGGCGGGCCGGGGAUCUGCGUCUGAGAGGAAGGCCAAUGUUGGGACCGGUUGGCCAGCCUCCUCUCUUCCCUCCUCCCUGGGGUUGGCGCUGCCUCCCGGAGGUACCCCGCCUCCAACCGCCCUGACGCUGGAGUAACCAGCACCGCCUCCUGGCGCUCUGUGCCCUUGGACAAGCUCCUGGCUCAGUGACCCUGUCCCUACUGGGCUCAGAGCCAGACUCCACCUGCCCCUGUCCUGGGUCUAUGCUGUGCGCGGGGAAGCCAGAGAGUGCGGGAGAGGCCUGGCCUCCCCGUCCACGUUGGGACCAGUCUCCUGUUCAGCUGUGGCUACAAAUACAGCCUCUCACCAGCGCCACCCCUGCCCUGCCUUUACUUCCCAGGUGACACAACUCCUCCGUCCCCAGAGCCUUCUGCUGGGGAACAGCCCUCUCUGAGAUUGUUACCCAAUCCUGACUCCAUGUCAGCGUGGGGCCCCAGAGCCAGUCUUCCCCCAGCAGCAAACAGCCAUGGAGGCUGGGCCUCAGACCCUGACCUCUGCCCACAGGCACAGAGGCUCUUGAGGGCACCAGUAGCAUCUGGCACGUCCUUGACUUCCCACCUGAGUGGGCAUUUGACCAGGACAUGGCGCAAUUUAAGGCCCAUGGGGUUGUCUGACUUCCAUGAAUAGAGUGCAUAGAGAUGGUUGGCAGCCCUGACCCUCCCCGCAUGGGAGCUCCCGAGACAGUGUAUGGCCUGGGAUGGGAAGCUCAGAAGAAUCUGGGUACCCCAGGACUCCCCCAGAGAGUUGGGCUCCUGGAGAAGUUCCCAGGUCCCUCUGGUGUCACAGGGACUCAGAAACACCCGUUUCCUAAUGAUGUUUGGAGUUUCUUGACUUUUUGUUUUUUUCAAUUUGUCCAACCUUGCAUCUAGUCACCGUAAACCCUGACUGGCCCAAUCUGGUUCCAGGACGAGGUGGACUCAGCCCCACCAUGUGUGAAAUGAUUUGUGUGCUUAUCCCACACGCAUUUCCGGUUGUGGCUUUGAUUUCUUCCCUUUGUUCUUCUCUGCGUCUGUUCUUGCCCGGGACCUGUGGGUGUCCUUCCUUGCAUGUGUCAACCCGCCAGUCCCAACCUCAUCCCCAUGCUCUUGUCCCCAGGGGCCCAAGCAGCCUGUGAUGGCUGUCCUUUGGGUAAGUGUCUCACCUCCUCUCCCAGCCUUGCCCAGUGCUCAGGAGAGGCAGGGGCGCCCCCAACAGGGAGACGGGGAUGAGGACCCAAAGGCCCCAGGGGGGAGAGAGCAGCUGGGCAGGUGAAACUGGUGGCUGGUUGGGUAGCACCCCCUCUGAGCUGCAGGCUGGGCAGGAGGGGGAGGGUACCCCAGGUCCUGCUGGCCCUAGUGUGCCUCCCCAAGGUGGCUCCCAGCCCAGGGGGCCUCAGCAGCUCCACCCCACUCCCCAGCCCCACACACAGUGGGGCCGGCACCCUCCGCGGUCACUCCCCACCGGCUGCCUGUCCUGGUCUGGGGUUAUUUUGAUGCCAUGAAGACACUUUGUUUAUAUAUAAUGUUUAUAUAUUUUAAAGAUUUGUGCCAAGAGAGUAUAUUUAAUAAAAAUUAAAAUGACUUUU
Rhinolophus ferrumequinum (greater horseshoe bat) is the source of this 3345-nucleotide messenger RNA. It is a transcript of the gene SLC25A42, whose product is annotated as solute carrier family 25 member 42. Lineage: Eukaryota; Metazoa; Chordata; Mammalia; Chiroptera; Rhinolophidae. The record is from RefSeq and is a predicted model, not a curated record. Gene Ontology annotation, biological process: transmembrane transport.